UCAUAGUACUACCAUAUCUAGCUGGAAUUAUGUGUAUCUUCUUAUUGACACUUUGGUCAAAACCCCUUUCUUCUCCCUUUAUGAUUCUCUUAAUAGUGUUCACAGCAAUCUGUAAAUAAGAUUGCAAGAAAUAAGAAAAAUAAUUAUUUCAUCGGAGUGAACCAGUUCAGAUGAAUUCCUCCGACGUUGAAACCUUUGAUCCCAUUUUCACAAUCACGAACCGCUCGCUACAUAUCUGUUUCAAAAGGCCUGCAUCCCAUGGUUCUGAUUCUGCCCUUUGGAGAGAAAAUUCCAUCGAGGCAACACUCCCUUCAUUUGCCCUGCAAUUUGCAAUUAUCCUAUCUCUCAAUCGCAUUUUGCUCCUCCUUUCAUCAUUCUGCCAUGUACCUCGAAUUGUUGCUAAUAUUUUUACUGGUUUUUUAUUAGGGCCAUCUGCUCUAGGGCAUUGGACUGCUUUCAUCAAGCACACAUCUCCAUUGAAUAACAUGGUGCCAUUAGAGACGGUGGGAGGGUUGAUUCUCAUUUACUACGUGUUCUUGGUGGGGCUAGAGAUAGACUUGAAACCAAUAGCGGAGUUGCACAACAAGAAGGCCACGUUUGUUGCCAUUGCUGGCACAAUCUUCACCUUACCAAUAGGGUUUGGUUUGUACUACAUGCUUAUCACCGACAUGUGGCGAAAAACUCUCUCUCAUAAACACUUCAGACCAAAUGGUGCAAUAUUAUGGGGAAUCACCCUUUCAAGCAGCAGUGAGUUUCCUGAGAUUGCAAAGAUCCUUUCGGACCUUAAAUUUCUCCUCACGGAGAAUGGACAACUUGCUCUCUCAGCCUCUCUCAUCAACGACUUGUUUUCAUGGACACUUCUCGUGUUGGCUCUAACGCACUUCUACUAUGGUUCCGUGAGAUUUUUUGUCAUCACCGUGGUUCUUGUGUUGGUAUGUUUAUUUGUACUUCACCGGUUCUUCAAGUGGCUAUUCGACAACGAGGGCAUGAGGGAUCGCGAGUUUUUUGAGACACAAGUGAUAUUUGUGUUGCACUUAGUUUUGGUCUUUGGUUUUUUAACUGAUGGGUUGGGUGUGUUAUCGGUCACGGGGGCUUUCUUUUUGGGCGUUGUGAUCCCUCAGGGGGUGCUUAACAAUGCGAUGCAGGACAGGGUGCAGGAUUUUGUGGGUGUUUUCAUGAUGCCUUUGUUCUUUGUGGCUGUUGGGGAGAGGAUCAAUGUUAAAGACUUGGCCUUGGACACACAUGUGAGUACUUUGGUGGUUGUUGUUGUGCUGGCCUUUGUGGCUAAGAUAGCGAGCACUUUGGUUGUGACUUGCUUCUACCAGAUGCCACGCAUGGAAGGAUUGUCCCUUGCACUGCUCAUGAAUACUAAAGGAACAAUGCCAUUGAUCAUUCUCUGCACCGGCAGGGACAGGCUCGAAUUGGACAAUCAAACCUUUGGUGUGAUGGUAUUAGCGUGCUGGUUAAUGACACUUCCCGUGGGACCUGUCUCGGUUGCUCUAACAAAAGCCUUGAAAAACAAAACGUUUGCAGGAAUCCAACGCAAAGGCACACAACCAGACUCACCCCUGAGAGUACUAGCAUGCAUCCACACAAAAAGCGACGCCAACGUGAUCAUAAACCUCUUGAAAGCCUCGUCUCCCUCAGUGAGAACCCCAAUCCAAGUGCUAGCUGUUGAACUAAGCAAAAUGACCAACCGCCCCACCUCAUCACUCAUCAUAAGGGGCGCUAAAAAGUCAUCCUUCGCCUCAAAAUCCUUAAAACUCGACGAGACCGAAGACACCCUCAGCAUCUUCGACAACCUCAGCCAAGCCAUCUUCGCGGAGAAAAUGAGGAUCAUCUCAGACUACGGCACCAUGCACAAGGACAUCCUAAACCUCGCAAGACGUAGAGGAGUCACACUCAUCCUAACCACACUCUACAAGCAACCAACCUACGAUGGUUUAGGAGCCGGUGCUGCAACCGCAAGAGCUGUGAACAUCAUCAACCGCGACCAUGCAAGCAAAGACGAGAAGAAAGUGGUGUUGGAGAGUUUAGUAAGGGAUGCACCGUGUAGUGUGGCAAUAUUUGUGGACAGAGGCUUCAGUAGGAAGCGUUCCAAGGAGCAGCGUGUGGCCAUGUUCUACAUUGCCGGUGCCGAUGAUCGCGAAGCGCUUUGUUAUGCAUGGAGGAUGUGUAAGAGCCCUGAGGUGAAGCUAACAGUGGUGAGGCUUGUUUGGGAUAAUCCUAACGAUGAGUUUGAUGAGAAGGACAAGGAGUUCAUUAAGGGGUUUGUGCAGCAAACGGGGGACAUGGUGAGAGUGAGGUAUUUGGAGAAGGUGGUGAGGGAUGAGAAAGAGACGGUGAGGCUUUUGAACAAGAUAGGGAACAAAGGGUUUGAUUUGUAUGUGGUGGGGAGAGGGCAUGGGAGGAAGAUGUCGUUGGCACAAACGGUGGAUCCUGUGUUGGAGGAGCCUGCUUUGGGGCCUCUUGGGGAUGCUUUGACGGAUUUGAACUCUGCGGCUGAGACCUCUAUUUUGAUAUUCCAAAGACGGGCUCAGCAUGUUGAAGGAAAGUAUGCAAGAACUGCUUCUGGUUUUGAGAGAGUGUUUGAUAGCAUAGUGGAGAAGCAGUUAAUGUGCCCUUCAAUGAGGUCUCCACCAAUGAUUAUAAGUCAGUAUGAUUGAAAAUUUUGUCAUGGAUGGAUCAGGAUUGUAGUAAUCAUCUUGUCUUCAUCCAAAUAUUCCUGUUCAUGAAAGUGUGAAUGAAUGCUAGAAAUCCAUUUCCAGAUAGUCUUGGAGUAUGCAAUGAUUUUGAGCCAGAGACUGUUUUUUCUUGUUUAUUAUCUGUAAAGAUGGUGUAUUGUUUCUUUGUUUCUUCAUGAAGUGAAUGAGGUGGCAGUGUACAGAGAGAGAGGUUAGGCCAAGAUUCUAACAAGAUUUUCUUAAUUAUAUUUAUGAUGACAAAUUGAA
Cajanus cajan (pigeon pea) is the source of this 2951-nucleotide messenger RNA. Its product is annotated as cation/H(+) antiporter 15. Gene Ontology annotation, cellular component: endomembrane system; membrane. Gene Ontology annotation, molecular function: antiporter activity. Gene Ontology annotation, biological process: regulation of pH; proton transmembrane transport. NCBI's taxonomy places the organism in Eukaryota, Viridiplantae, Streptophyta, Magnoliopsida, Fabales, Fabaceae. The record is from RefSeq and is a predicted model, not a curated record.